CGCUGUUGUUGCCAUCGUACAUAUUGUUUUCUCCCACGAUUCACGGAAUUUUCGUUUCCUUGAAAAAUAUUGUUUGUGGCUUAAGGCUUUAUCUAAUAAAAUGCCAGUAUAAGAAGAAAGCGUCGGUAUAAAUUGUUUCUGAUAAAGUAAAAAUUGUAAAUUGUUUAUUGUCACAACAAAAUACAAAUUUUAUCGCUUAUUUGUUUUCUGUCAGUAUGUUUAUUAUUUUGGUUUCAAACUGAUGAACUAGAACAAUUGUUUUCGUACUUAAAUCGUUCGAAAAAAUGGACAAAUUGAAUUUUGAAAAUUGGGGAGCCACUGAAAAAACUGAAUUUUUGGCUAAAUGUCACGAGUUUGUGAAUACUUUUAAGUCUGAGUCAUCUUUGACAAUUACAAGUAAUGGAAAUCCUACUGACUUGGCAAAAGCCAUACUGUCAUUGAUGAUAGCAUGCAUUAAAGGGAAGAUGAAAGUUGGUAUGGGACUGUCCGUAUUAAACGAUUUGUGUUCAAAUGUAGAAAUAGCUUCUGUGGUAAUGGAUGUGUUUAACUUUUUGGAUACUGAAACGGCUCUUUCAGAUAAUGUCGGACAUGAAAGGGAUAAUUUUAGCAGCCUAGUUAAAGAUUCUCAAAAGUUAUUUACAGAUAAACUUCUUAAAGAAAGAUUGGAAAUUGAAUCGCUAAAAGAUAUUAAGAUGUUAAAUAACGUUUUUUCCACUAAAUUUAUCAAAAUUAAAACUAAACUCUUUUAUAAACAGCGAAAAUACAAUCUGUUUCGUGAAGAAUCUGAAGGUUACUCCAAAUUAGUAACUGAAUUAAACUCUGAUAAUAUGGAUCCAAAACUUAUGUUAGAAAUUAUCAAAUCAUUGAUUGGUUGCUUUAAUUUAGACCCAAAUCGGGUUUUGGAUAUUAUAUUGGAUUCAUUUGAACAUCACACUGAUAACAAGGCUGAACAUUUCUUCAUACCUUUGUUACGUGAUUAUAUGCCUGAAUCCCAGAGACUUACUGAAGUAUUAGCAUUUAAAUUACGACAAGUAAACGACUUGAACCAUUCUUCAUAUAGGUUGAUUGCUUUAUUAAUUCAACAUAAUUUAAUUGAGCUAGACAAUAUAUAUCCAUGGUUGACGCCGGAUGAUAAAGUCAUACAAAAAAAUUGGGAAAAAGAUAUGAAAAGUGGUCAAGACUACAUGAAGAAAGCAUCAAGUAUAUUUUUGUCAAAAGCUCCUGAAACUGAAUCGGUCGACAAUAUUGAUGAAGCUAAGCUAGAAGAAAAUCAGAAGUUUCUUUUGUGUGAAGCUAUGUUAGAAAUAGGCGACUGGAAAACAGCUCAAGUAUUGUUGAAGAGAUUUCCUGAGUAUUAUGCUGUUGAGUAUUCUCCUAUUGGAGAUGCCCUCUGUAAUCUUAUCAGUCAAAUAAUUGAUCCAGUUUAUGUGCAAGUAUUUAACCUACAUUCGAAAUCUGAGAAAAAAAAUGAGCCUCUUCAAGAAAAUUCUUACUCUCUGAAACCUGUACUGACAUUUGAGGAUUUUCACAAUGUUGUUAUACCAAUGUUAAUCACCCUAGGACCUGGCUUGCAUCGUGAUCCUGUUCUGAUGUUUAAAGUAGUGAGAAUCAUCAGAGAAGCUUUAAUUAAGGAAGGAAUUAAAAACAAAGAUUUUUCCCCAAAUAAAGAUGGAUAUUAUUUUGACACACUGUCUUUGUUAGAUCGUGUACUGUUACCGUCAUUAUCUUUAUCAGAAGGAAGUAGUUUUUCUGAACAUUUAUGGUCGUUAUUACAGUUAUACCCAUAUCACUGCAGGUACGCAUUAUACAACAGUUGGAAGAAUGAAACCCAUAAAUACCAUCCUAAGUUGUUGACUAAGAAGGUUGACGUUCAGAAAAAAGCCAAAUCUGUUAUGAAACGCCUUUGCAAAGAUAAUACUAAACCUUCAAGUAGAGUAAUCGGCAAAAUAUCACAUUAUGCCCCGGGUUACUUGUUUGAUUAUAUAUUAGGACAAAUUCAAGUGUUUGACAAUCUGAGCAGUAUCGUUGUUGAAUGUUUGAAAUUCAUGACUAGCUUGUCAUUUGAUGUGCUCGGAUAUUGUAUUGUGGAAACAUUAGGUAAAAGUGGUCAAGAUAGAGUAAAACACGAUGGAACAUCUAUAUCUGUAUGGCUUCAGAGCACAGCUUCAUUUUGUGGAGCUAUUUUCAAAAAACAUCCUAUAGAACUUACUGGUAUCUUACAGUAUGUAGCAAAUCAACUUAAGACUGAAAACAGCUUGGAUCUUUUGAUACUUAAAGAAAUAGUGUUAAAGAUGGCUGGUGUUGAACUUAUGGAACAAAUAACUCCCGAUCAAAUUGAAGCUAUGUCGGGAGGUGAUUAUCUUAAAACAGAAGCUGGUUAUUAUAAUCAAAUAAGGAAUACAAAAAAAUCUUCAAUUCGAUUAAAGGAGUCUUUGUUGGAUAAUAAUUUAGCUGUAGCUCUAUGUUUAUUAAUUGCUCAGCAAAGACAUAGCGUAAUUUACAAAGAACACGAAUCAAUACACAUCAAACUGGCAGGACAGCUCUAUGAUCAGUGUCAGGAUACUUUAGUUCAAUAUGGCACUUUUAUGGGAUCUACGUUUUCCAUGGAGGAAUAUAUUAAUCACUUGCCAUCUGUUCAUGAUUUACUUGAUCAACAUCAUGUUCAUAUGGACGUGGCCUUUUUUCUGGCCAGACCGAUGUUUAACCAUUUUAUUAAUACUCGUUUUGAUACAUUGCGUAAAGCUGAUCCAAAUUCUAAAAAAUCAUUGCCGAUUCGACAAACCAUGUAUGCAGAGGCAUAUAAAGAAGUAAUGUCAUCUAUUGUUGAUUCUGUCGUACCGUUACAUCUUGAAAAAGUGUGGGAAGAUGUAUCUCCAGGAUUUUUAGUAACAUUUUGGUCAUUGACUUUGUAUGACUUAAGUGUUCCCGUCGAAGCUUAUAAAAGAGAAAUUAAUAAACUCAAAGCACAAUCCGCUGCACUAGGGGAUUCAAAACAAGCUAAUACUAAAGUAAAGAAAGAACAAGAACGAUUAUCGACAAUAAUAACAAAGCUCAACGACGAGAAAAAAAAGCAACAAGAACAUAUUGAAAAAAUUAACUACAUGUUAAAUCAAGAAAAAGAUACGUGGUUUUUAUCCCGUUCGGCUAAAUCAGCUAAAAACGAAACUGUAACACAGUUUUUACAAUUGUGCUUGUUUCCACGAUGUAUUUUUACACACACAGAUGCUAUGUAUUGUGCUAAGUUUGUUCAAACAUUACAUUCAUUAAAAACUGCAAAUUUUUCAACUUUACUCUGUUAUGACCGAUUGUUUUGUGAUAUCACUUAUUCUGUAACACUCUGUACAGAAAAUGAAGCUCAUCGGUAUGGUAUUUUCUUAAACGAAAUGUUAAAAAAUGUAAGUCGCUGGCAUUCAAGUCACGAGAUUUUUGAGAAAGAAUGUGCCACAUAUCCUGGAUUUGUGACUAAAUGUAAAAAUAGUGAUCAGUUUGUUCAAUCGAGUAACGAUCACGUUGGUUAUGAAAAUUUCAGACACGUAUGUCACAAAUGGCAUUAUAAAAUAACAAAAGCCAUGAUGGUUUGCUUGGAGUCUAAGGAUUAUGUGCAAAUUCGUAAUUCAUUGAUAAUCUUGAUCAAAAUUGUAAACCAUUUUCCGGUAUUAACUAAAUUGGCAACUUUAAUUGAUAAAAAAGUAGAAAAAGUAAGAGAAGAUGAAAAAGAAAAACGACAAGAUCUAUAUACUUUGGCAACAUCAUAUUGUGGUCUUCUAAAAGGCAGGUCAAGUCAGUUCCUCAAGGAGGCGGAUUUCCAUCUAGUCAGUGAAAAGGUAAGUCAAUCAACAAAUAGUGUAAGUGAUGGUAAAUCUGAUGUAAUAAAGAAUGCUCAGGAUGUAAAGAAGAAAGAAGAUGAAAAAAUUCCUGAAGCUAAAACACCGCCAUUACCUGUUAUUAAAACUGCUAUCAAUGGAACGUCAGCAUCAGAAUGGGUUGAAGCGGAAAAAAAAAUUGUAGACAAGGUGAAAGCAGAUAAGCGGCCAAUUAAAAUGUCUUCAGCACAGCCAAAUGAAAAAACACACGAGACUACCAUAGAACCAGAAAAAGGGGAACAAAUGGAAGAUCCAAAUGCUAAAAAAAAAGAAAAACGAAGUAGAGAUGAGAAUUUUGAUAAAGAAAAUGAUACUUAUUUUGAAAUUUCCAAAAAUCACAUCGUAAAGGAUUCAGUUAAUAGCAGUUCUAUAGUGAAUCAUAAUAACAAAGUCCAGACUCAAACAAUAUCGGGAGAGAAAUUAGCCAAUAAUGAGGUCGAAAUAAAUAAUAGUUCUUAUGCAGCAGCUGACAAAGAUAUCAAACGAAAACGAUUGGACACCAGUCCAGUUACGAAGCAACCUGUGAAAUAUAACUCAGAAGUAAAAACUGAAACAAAUGGAUCGACAUUGGCAGAGAAAAAGGAUAAGAAACUUAAAAAAUCUCAAUCAUCUGAUUCAGCGUCAUCAAAAGAAGCUCGCAAAGAACGUAAAAUUAGUAGAAAGCGGACAGAACGUAGAGAAGAAACCACACCAGAGUUAAAGCGACGUAAGGAAGAUGAAAAACAUAAUACUAAACCUGUAGAUACUCGUCAUGAAGAUAAUACAAAUGACAAACACAGAUCAGAACGAGAAAAAUCUCCACAUUUAAAAGAGUGGACAGAACGAAAUGAUUCUCGGCACACUAAAAAGCAUAGAACUGAUAAAAGAAAAUGAUGACUGUUUUCCUGGAUUAAAAAUAGCAAUUAAUAUAUUAUUAAUUUCUUAAAAAUAAACUUUUGUAUAUAAUGUAUGAUUACUAAUCUAAAAUUAUUAUUUCCAUUUUAUUAUUCAUUUUUCUAAAUUUUUUGUAAAUACCUAAUUUAUAAGUUAUUUAAAACUUAUAAUUUAAACAAAUAUGUAUCAUAUAAAUUGUAAUUAUAUGUAUAUGUAAAGACUGAUUUUUAACAUUUUUUUUGCUUAUA
This is a messenger RNA of Adelges cooleyi (spruce gall adelgid), 4984 nucleotides long. It is a transcript of the gene tho2, whose product is annotated as THO complex subunit 2. Gene Ontology annotation, biological process: mRNA export from nucleus; mRNA processing. The record is from RefSeq and is a predicted model, not a curated record. The coding region runs from base 285 to 4736 and encodes 1483 amino acids. Gene Ontology annotation, molecular function: mRNA binding. The transcript is spliced from 30 exons. Gene Ontology annotation, cellular component: THO complex part of transcription export complex. Lineage: Eukaryota; Metazoa; Arthropoda; Insecta; Hemiptera; Adelgidae.